GAUGAUAUAAAGCUAAUGAAAUUUGAAGGAUUGAAUGGUUUCAGAUUUUCCAUAUCUUGGUCAAGAGUUUUACCAUAUGGGAAGCUUUGUAGAGGAGUAAAUAAACAAGGCAUUGCCUUCUAUAAUAAUCUUAUCAAUGAGCUCCUAGCUAAAGGUAUACAACCUAUGGUUACCCUAUUCCAUUGGGAUCUACCCCAAGUCCUUGAAGAUGAGUAUCUUGGCUUUCUAAACACACAAAUUAUUUAUGAUUUUCAAGAUUAUGCAGAAUUGUGUUUCAAAGAAUUUGGUGAUAGAGUUAAACUUUGGACCACAAUAAAUGAACCAAGUGGCUAUGCAAUUACUGGUUAUGACAUUGGUAUUUUUCCUCCUAUGAGAUGCUCUUCUUGGAGGACCACUGCUUGUUUUGCUGGUAACUCUUCCACUGAGCCUUACAUAGUUGCCCAUCAUUUGCUGCUUGCUCAUGCACAAACAGCCAAAUUAUACAGAGACAAAUAUCAGGUAUCGCAGAAAGGGGAGAUUGGGAUAGUACUAGUGGCUAGUUGGUUCGAGCCCUAUUCCAAGAGGAUGAAAGAUAUAGACGCAACACAACGAGCCAUCGACUUCUCGCUCGGAUGGUUUAUACAUCCAUUAAUAUAUGGUAAUUAUCCAGAAAUUAUGUGCAAAAUCGUGGGAAAUCGUUUACCAAAAUUCACAAUAGAAGAAGCUGAGAUGGUGAAGGGUUCCUCUGAUUUCAUAGGACUAAAUUACUAUACAACAAUGUAUGCAGCAAAUCUUAAUGUUACUCCAAAUAAAGAAAAUAUUAGCUACCUAUCAGAUUUUCAAGUAAAUCAAACAGUGGAAAGAAAUGGCAAGCUUAUUGGUGAACCGACAGGAUCGGCAGUUUUCCAUGUUGUCCCAAGAGGAAUUUUAGAAGUUCUUGUCUAUACAAAAGAAAAGUACAAUAAUCCAAAAAUUUACAUAACAGAAAAUGGUAUGAGUGAUGCAAAUGUUACAAUGGUUGAGAAAGGAGUGAAUGACUUGCAAAGAGUGGAUUUCUUACGUCGCCAUUUGUUGGCCCUUAAAGCAGCCCUUAAGAAGGGUGUUGAUGUAAAGGGGUACUUUGCGUGGUCAUUUUUGGAUAAUUUCGAAUGGAGUUCAGGAUAUACUCAAAGAUUUGGUCUUAAUUAUGUUGAUUACAAUCAUAAUUUAAACAGAUAUCCAAAACGUUCUGCUCUUUGGCUCAAGAAAUUUCUUCUUAAUUAAAUAUAAAAUUAACAAGUGUAAGAUUUAAAUGACA
Molecule: messenger RNA, 1276 nt
Organism: Solanum lycopersicum (tomato)
Lineage: Eukaryota; Viridiplantae; Streptophyta; Magnoliopsida; Solanales; Solanaceae
Source: RefSeq, a predicted model, not a curated record